Molecule: messenger RNA, 601 nt
Organism: Echinostoma caproni
Lineage: Eukaryota; Metazoa; Platyhelminthes; Trematoda; Plagiorchiida; Echinostomatidae
Source: the annotation of a GenBank genome assembly
AGAUUUCUUGGAGCUGAUUGGUGACAUUCAGGAGUUGAAGAACAAGCCGUAUAUGAUGGAUGGAGAGAAUCGAUCUCCAAGCAAGAAAUCCGAUUUCAACGCCAACUCGUCCCUUUUAAUCUCGACUGCAACGGUGAACGAGACUUCUCAGGAAUUCAAAUCACCACAGUCAGAUGCCCCAACCACAGGCCCCACCAUUGCGACUUCUCCCACUGGCGCAUCCACACCCCAGUCCCCGUUACCACAUUCUCCACCAAACGCACUAGACUUAUCUAUCUCGGGUCAACCGUUGCGAACGAAUAUUCGCUUGUGCGAUCUCGAACGUGUCUGUGUCCUCGGAGUUGGCGGAUUCGGUCGGGUGGAUCUGGUCACCCUCACCUACGAUCGAACUCAGGCGUUUGCCAUGAAACGAUUGCAAAAACAACAUAUUGUACAAACGCGCCAACAAGAACAUGUGCAUUUCGAGAAACUUAUCCUCUCUUCCGUGUCCUCUCCGUUUAUUUGUCGGCUGUAUGCGACUUAUCGGGAUAACAAAUACGUGUACAUGCUUUUGGAAGCAUGUCUCGGCGGUGAACUAUGGACAAUCCUGCGAGAUAGGUAA